CCCUGAAAGGCGCACACCCCGCGAGACCCACCCAGUCCGGCUCUCCUGUCUGCUCCUGACCAGCCGCCUACGCCGGACCCUUUGCCGCCAUGCCCAAGUGUCCCAAGUGUGACAAGGAGGUGUACUUUGCUGAGCGGGUGACCUCUCUGGGGAAGGACUGGCACCGGCCUUGCCUCAAGUGUGAGAAAUGCGGAAAGACGCUGACGUCAGGGGGUCACGCCGAGCACGAGGGCAAGCCCUACUGCAACCACCCCUGCUACGCCGCCAUGUUCGGGCCUAAAGGCUUUGGGCGGGGUGGCGCCGAGAGUCACACUUUCAAGUAAACCCACGUGCACCCCCAUCCUCCAGCGCAGACCCUCAGGCCUUCCGGAUGGUCCCCCGCACUCCUGGGUGAGGUCGGACUGCUCACUGGGCCUACGCUCCUGCACUCACCUCCGUCCUCUGACCUCUCUGCUCAGGUCAUGGAAACGCUGUCCUUGGCUGCCCACCGGGCCACUGUCCUUCCAGGCUGAUUCCAGGCCUUAUCCCUUGCCCUCAAUAAAGCUGAGCACUCAGAAGUCC
This is a messenger RNA of Suricata suricatta (meerkat), 561 nucleotides long. RefSeq names its product cysteine rich protein 1 (gene CRIP1). Lineage: Eukaryota; Metazoa; Chordata; Mammalia; Carnivora; Herpestidae. Gene Ontology annotation, molecular function: zinc ion binding. The transcript has 4 exons. Gene Ontology annotation, biological process: intrinsic apoptotic signaling pathway in response to DNA damage; regulation of gene expression. The record is from RefSeq and is a predicted model, not a curated record. Bases 90 to 323 code for a protein of 77 amino acids.